This is a messenger RNA of Penicillium daleae, 1581 nucleotides long. Its product is annotated as putative FAD binding monooxygenase. Bases 1 to 1581 code for a protein of 526 amino acids. Gene Ontology annotation, molecular function: FAD binding. The record is from RefSeq and is a predicted model, not a curated record. Lineage: Eukaryota; Fungi; Ascomycota; Eurotiomycetes; Eurotiales; Aspergillaceae. The transcript has a single exon.
AUGCCCGAGACGGAUGUUCUGAUUGCUGGAGCAGGGCCAACUGGCCUUGUUCUUGCUCUUUGGCUUCACGUCCAGGGCGUCAAAAUCCGCAUUGUUGACCAGGGAGAAGGCCCCGCCCCCAACUCGCGCGCGCUCGCCGUGCACGCCCGCAUUCUAGAGCUAUAUCAUCAACUUGACCUGGCUGAUGAGCUCAUAGAGCAUGGCUAUCAGCUACCUGCUACCAAUGUAUGGGUUAAUGGUUCUCACAGAGCCCAUAUCAACCUGCGACAAUUCGGUACAGGGCUGACCCCAUAUCCCUACCUGCUUACCCUCCCGCAAGACGAGCAUGAACGCUUGCUUGAGAAGAGGCUGAACUCCUUUGGUAUCUUCGUUGAGAGGAAAACGAAGCUACAGAAGUUCGUGGAUAAUGGCUCAAGUAUCACUGCGACGUUGGCAUCUGCGAACGGACAUGAGUCUACCUGCGAAGCGGCCUAUAUUGUUGGGUGCGACGGCGCCCAUUCGGCGGUUCGACAUGGUAUUGGUGCAAAAUACGAGGGUGGCACUUAUGUGCCGCUCUUCUAUAUUGCAGAUAUUGUAGCCGAAGAGCAAGAUAGUCCGCUGUUCAACGGCGAAGCUCAUUUGACCUUUGUCGACGAGACUUUCAAUUUGAUUCUCCCUUACGUCGAAGAACGCCAUGUCCGAUUGAUUGGAACGACAAUUCCAAAGACCAAUGGAACCCAGGAGACCGAUAUCUCGGAGUCUCAACACGAAGUCACUUUUGAGGAUGUGCUCCCAGAAAUCAAGAAAACAUCCAAGAUCGAGAUUCAAAAAGUCAAUUGGUUCUCCACAUACCGCAGCCACCACCGUGUGGCAGAUAAAUUCCGCAGCAACAGAGCUUUCCUUGUCGGAGACGCUGCUCACAUUCAUAGCCCAGUGGGCGGCCAGGGCAUGAACACAGGCAUCAUGGAUGCCAUCAACUUGGCAUGGAAACUGGCAACUGUGAUCAAACACCCCUCAAUGACAGAAGAGGCCAAAAAUGCCCUUCUGGAUACCUACGAACCGGAACGGCGUUCAUUUGCGUUAGAUGUUGUCGGCGCAACGGAUCAUGGCUUCACGGUUCUCACAAGUUCGGGAUUCCUUCCGCAUAUUCUGCGUGCAUGGGUAAUUCCCUAUCUUAUCCCACUAGUCACCCGAUUAGAGACCGUCCGCAUGGAGAUUUUCAGACGUGGAUCCCAGCUUGUCUGCUCCUACAGAGGUAACCGCAUGCUCAACCAAACAACACAAGGCUCGGAGGCAGUACAACCGGGUGACCGGCUGCCAUGGGUCAAAACUGAGCAACAAGAUAAUUUUUCAACUCUGCGCGACAUCUGUUGGCAGGUCCAUGUCUAUGGUGAUUCUCUGGUAGGGCUGGAAGAAUGGUGCAAGACAAAACACGUUCAGUUAACCAUCUUUGACUGGGAUGAGAAGCAUGGCAAAGUUGGACUCAAGGAAGGUUCUGCAUAUUUGUUGCGACCGGAUCAAUAUAUUGCGGGGAUAUUCGAGGGCGACGACCUAAAGUCCAAGUUGGACGAGUACUUCUCGACUCGAGGGUUGUUAUGCUAA